GAGACGCCCCCAGAGCAGGACCCAGGACCGUGCGGGAGGCUGCGCGCCGAUAGUCGAGUCCGCGAGAGCGCGAAGUGAACGCGAGUGCAAUAUUCUGGAUUACAGUGUCAGUGUGUGUGUGUGUGUGCGUGAUGUGGUGCAGUGCGACGUUGUGAGUGCGGUGUGUGCAGUGCUCCGUCAAGUGUGUUGUCAGUCGGCUAAAUGUGCCACCCCGACUGGGGCAGGCGUCAGCCACAAAGUACGUCGACAUGGUGGCUGUGCACUCGGCAUCUUGUGAGAGAGAGCACCGGAGUAGACCGUGCCCCGCGGCCGCCGUGCCCCCGAAGGCCCCCCCGAAGGCCCCUUCGCACGACUCGGAUCUGUUCAUAAGGACCAGCUACUCCGAUGCUGCCAUCGGCCUGGCUCAGCUCGACAAGGAGAGGACUGGUACUGUUCUGAAGCGCACCGGACUCAGUGUUCUACUGACAUCACUGAGCAUAAUGUGUGCUUUGUUUGCUGCCGCUAUCAUCCCAAUUCCUGCACUGAGGGUCUUCUCACUGCAAGCUGCUGUUCUGGUGCUGUUCAACUUGGGUGCCAUGCUGCUUGUGUUCCCAGCCAUUGUUAGCUUAGAUUUACGCAGGAGAGCAUCUAGAAGAGCUGAUUUGUUGUGCUGUGCCAUGCCAUCACCAAAUGAUGAGGACGAGGAAAACCUCUGGCCUUGCUUCGCUGUAACUGUCCCUCCAAGGCCUCACUAUCACCAUACCAGGCUUGCCCCCAAUCAACCUCGCAAGCUGCAAGCAAUCCCUCGUGCCUUACCUGCAGGCCGCUCUCAACAUGGAGCAACUGCUGACGUUUUAAAGUCUGCAUCUCAACAGGAGUGUUGGGUUGGUUCCCAAGAAAACAACGAUGUUGAGAAGGGUGAAACUGACAGUUUGCAAGCACAAGAUUGCCAGCCACAAGACUGCUGGUCAUUUUCACUCACAAUGGUUGCUUCAAAAUAUUUUGCUCCUUUUGUGACUCGUCCCUCAAUCAAAGCAUUUGGUAUGAUAGGCUUCUGCAUUGUACUGGCUGGAAGUUUGUGGGGAGCCAUGAAAGUUACAGAUGGCUUAGAGCUUACUGACAUUGUGCCACAAAACACCGAUGAGCACGCAUUCUUGUCAGCUCAAGGACGAUACUUUGGUUUUUAUUCAAUGCAUGCUGUUACAAUGGGAGAUUUUGAAUACCCUACAAAUCAGAAGAUGCUCUUUGAAUACCAUGAUGCAUACAUGAGAAUACCUGCUGUUAUCAAGAAUGAUGAUGGAGGCCUGCCAGAUUUUUGGCUCAACAUGUUCAGAGACUGGCUCAAUGGUCUUCAAAAAGCUUUCGAUAGAGAUUGGGCUCGAGGGAGCAUCACCCAGGAAAGGUGGUUCUCAAAUGCUUCUGAUGAAGGCAUCUUGGCUUACAAACUACUGGUUCAGACAGGCCAUGUUGACAACCCGAUUGACAAGAGCUUGGUGACUCAAGUGAGGCUGGUUGAUGCUGAUGGCAUGAUAAAUGCCAAGGCUUUCUACAACUACCUCAGUGCAUGGGCAUCAAAUGAUGCUCUUGCUUAUGGUGCAAGUCAGGCUAAUUUAAGGCCAGAGCCAAGGCAAUGGUUUCAUGCAGCUGACGACUAUGAACUGAAAAUUCCAAAGUCAGCUCCCUUGAUAUACGCACAAAUGCCAUUCUAUUUACAUGGACUUGGUGACACUGAGAGUAUAACUAAGUUAAUUGGACAAGCUAGAACUCUGUGUGAGAGAUUUGAGGAAAGAGGCCUUCCAAACUUCCCUUCAGGUAUACCAUUCCUGUUUUGGGAACAGUAUGUUGGUCUUCGAUGGGCUCUGGGACUUGCGCUAGCAAGUGCCCUUGGAGCUGUUUUUGUGGUUCUCUCCAUCCUUCUGCUCAAUCUGUGGGCAGCUUUGUUGGUUGUCAUCACACUGGGUGGUAUGGUACUGCAACUUCUUGGCUUGAUGGGAAUAUUAGGGGUCAAGCUGAGUGCAGUACCUGGUGUGCUACUCAUCGUAGCAGUUGGCAUAGGUGUACAUUUCACUGUUCACAUUUGCUUGGGCUUUGUAACAAGCAUUGGAGGCCGUGAUAGACGCACAAGACUUGCCAUUGAACAAAUGUUUGCUCCAGUUGUUCAUGGAGCCUUUACAACACUCUUAGCAGUGCUAAUGUUGGCCUUCUCAGAGUUUGACUUCAUUGUAAGAUAUUUCUUUUAUGUGCUUUUAGCACUCAUCGCCGUAGGUUUGAUUAACGGUCUAGUCUUCUUUCCAAUAUUAUUAUCCCUCAUUGGGCCAUCGGCAGAAGUUGUACCAUAUGAAUUCCCAGAUAGAAUUUCAACACCAUCACCUGAACCUUCACCUGUUCAAGUUCGUGCAGGAUCAUGUCGGGUUGGUAAGGCACCUCCUUCUCAUUCCUCGAGACGAAGUCGAAGUCGAGAGGCAUGUGCUAAGAUACAUGCUGAACCCUCACUGACAACUAUAACAGAGGAACCAGGUUCCUGUCACUCGACACAUGAGACAAUUGUGGUGCAGCCUGAGCUUGUUCUUGAAACAACCACCACCACUACACACAACAAUGGAAAUGGUGGAAGUGGAAGUGAAACAACUUCAUCUGCAAGGUCGAGUCCAGCUCCAGGUCAGACCAACAGUUAUACUACUAAAGUUACAGCUACAACUAAAGUAAAACUUGAGCUGCAUACACCAUUGUCAAGUUCUGUAGAACGGUGUGAAUCUAGAAGAUCAUCUAGGAGUCGAUAUAGAUCUGAAUCUCGAUCGGGUUCCAGCUCAGGUUCAGGAUCUGAUUCUUGUGAUGGAUCUGGGCGAUCAUCAUAGUAUCUUGUUUCAUUUUGAAAAUUUUAAUGCCAUUGUAAACUAGAAUCCCGAUGGCUUAAAUUAAUUUUGAUCUGUACCUGCCAAUUGCAAUUUUUAAAAUGUUGUUACUUAAUUUUGUAGAAAGUUAUUUGCCGCAAUUAGCCCUUGAAAUGUGAUACCACAUGCACACUUAGCUGUUUUUUAAUUUUAUUUUUUUAAACUCUUUUGUCAAUUUAAGAGAGAAUUUAGGUAACUUGCCAACUCCUUCCUCAUUUGUAUAUGAGUCAUUUGUCAAAGUCAUUGUAUUUUGCAUGUUUUAGUGCACUCUGGAUAUUUUGUACCAUGACACCUGUCUAGUCACUGGGCUAACUUUCUGUUGGUGAAGACCUGUACUUAAUAGGCCCAGUGCAUUUAUGUAACCAGAGUUGUUUGCUUUGUAUGUUGAAUUUAUGCGGGUCUAAGUGGCUAUGGAUUGGAGUCCUGCAUUUACGUAGUCAUUAUAUUUGCCUAGAAUUAUGCCAGUAGAUAAGGCAAGAAGGUUGUGCUCUCAUCAACAUGUGGAAUAGCAUGUGUAAAUGAAAACAAGACUUGUAUCAUUUUUUAAUUUAAAA
Messenger RNA from Frankliniella occidentalis (western flower thrips), 3424 nucleotides. Its product is annotated as protein patched. The record is from RefSeq and is a predicted model, not a curated record. NCBI's taxonomy places the organism in Eukaryota, Metazoa, Arthropoda, Insecta, Thysanoptera, Thripidae. The transcript has 7 exons. Gene Ontology annotation, molecular function: hedgehog receptor activity; hedgehog family protein binding; smoothened binding. The coding region runs from base 249 to 2834 and encodes 861 amino acids. Gene Ontology annotation, cellular component: plasma membrane. Gene Ontology annotation, biological process: smoothened signaling pathway.